GUGGGCCUGUACUUCAUGGGCAUGUCUCUGUCCAGCGGCGACUUCCUCUUCCGUCUGCCGCCUCCUGCCAAAGAUGUGCCCGACAAGUCACUGGCUGCCUGCCAGGCCAUCGGCCUGCGUCUGGUGCAAAUGCCGACAGUCCUGAAGGACUUGGUGGCGGUUCAGAGCCAAGGCCAGUUCUGCUACGACCUCAAGAGGACUUCAGAGACGGAUCCUUUCACCACCAUGUCUGGGGAGCCCGUCGACGCCUCACUGUUGGUGAUAAAGGAUGCUGCGAACUUGGACUUGACACCGCAAUGUUUCGCCACUCUCUAUCUGUGGCCAUUCAGGAUGGGUUGCAGUACUUAUGUUGUCCACUCUCACGCCACAGUCUGUCAGUAUUCACCUCCGACUUUCUAAAUAUUACUUAUUAUUCAAAAUCUGAUUCCACUUCGUCAGUUACCAAACUGGAUGAUCCAUUCGCAUGCUAUAAAAAUAAAAUCUUGGCC
Molecule: messenger RNA, 488 nt
Organism: Hyalella azteca
Lineage: Eukaryota; Metazoa; Arthropoda; Malacostraca; Amphipoda; Hyalellidae
Exons: 2
Coding region: 16-399 (127 amino acids)
Source: RefSeq, a predicted model, not a curated record